This is a messenger RNA of Penicillium salamii, 1557 nucleotides long. The record is from the annotation of a GenBank genome assembly. NCBI's taxonomy places the organism in Eukaryota, Fungi, Ascomycota, Eurotiomycetes, Eurotiales, Aspergillaceae.
AUGGCUAUUACAGUGACAUCGCUGGCGGUAGCGCUUGUCGCUGCACUAGUCUGCUACAAGACUAUUAUCUAUCCGGCAUUCAUCUCGCCGCUGGCCAAGAUCCCCAAUGCGCAUUGGAGUACUCCCAUUACACCGGCCUGGAUGCUUUGGAGACGUUUUACAAGUCGAAACAACCGAACAAUCCAGGAUUUGCAUGAAAGACUCGGUCCAAUUGUCCGAUUGGGACCGUCAGAGAUCUCCAUCAACUGUGUCGAUGGAGGAAUCAAAUCAGUAUACACUGGUGGGUUUGAAAAACACGAUUGGUAUCCCCGAGUGUUCGCGUCCUUUGGAACAGUCAGCAUGUUCACCAUGGUAGGGAGCAAGACUCAUUCAAACCGCAAGAGAAUGCUAUCCAAUAUUUACUCCAAAUCCACCCUGCAAACAUCUCCCCAUCUGAGAAUAGUCUCAAAUGCAGUUGUUUUCGAUCGAUUGUUACCCAUCCUUGAGAAGGCGGCAAGUACUGGGACACCACUGGACGUGCAUGAUCUGAACCAGGGCCUGACGAUGGACUUUGUCUCCUCCUACCUGGUCGGCUUGCAGAAUGGCACGAAUCUGCUUCAAGAUGAGUCGUUCCGAAAGCACUGGCUCCAUCUUUACAUGUGUCGGAAGCCAUUCGAGUUUUAUUCGCAAGAAGUGCCGUAUCUAGAUGGAUGGCUAAGGCGGAUUGGUCUUCGUGUGGUUCCGAAAUACUGUGACGAAGCCAAUGCAAUGCUUGAUGCUUGGGCUUUAGACCUAUGCGACAAGGGUGAGGAAUCGAUCGCAUCGACCGAGCCAGGAUUCGAGCCAGUUGUUUACAAGCAGCUCAAGCAAGCCCUGGACAAGAGCUCCUUGAAGAACGGAGAUAAGCCUGAUCGAGUGCAGCAGAGGCUCGAUAUUGCAUGCGAGUUGUACGAUCAAUUGACCGCUGGAUUUGAAACAAGUGCUGUUGGUCUCACCUAUUUGUUUUGGCAACUGUCGAGAAACCCAGAAAUCCAGACUAAGCUCCGAGAGGAGCUACUUACUCUGGACCCUCCACUUGCGUACCCCAAGUCCGCGGAGAUACCCUCCGCCAAGGCAAUCGAUGACCUACCAUUGCUGGAAGCCAUCGUGACCGAGACAUUGAGGCUCCAUGCUCCAAUCCCAGGCAUUCAGCCUCGAGUCACCCCGUCUCCUCCUUGCACGUUGGCUGGCUAUGCAAACAUCCCACCCAAUACUAGGGUCAGCGCACAGGGAUAUUCCCUGCAUCGCAAUCCAGAAGUGUUCCCUGACCCAGAGAGCUGGCAGCCCAAACGGUGGCUUGAAGACCAAAACUCAUCUGCUGACUUGGACGAGAAGCGUCGGUGGUUCUGGGCAUUUGGAAGUGGUGGGCGAAUGUGUGUGGGGAGUAACCUCGCCUUGCAAGAGAUGAAACUGGCUGUUGCGGCGAUUUAUACCAAUUUCCGCACCACCAUCGCCGAUGACGACAGCAUCGAAGCAAUCGACGCCUACACCGUAAAGCCGCGUGGUGACAAAUUAAUACUCAAGUUCGAAUUGGUCUGA